Molecule: messenger RNA, 1925 nt
Organism: Oenanthe melanoleuca
Lineage: Eukaryota; Metazoa; Chordata; Aves; Passeriformes; Muscicapidae
Exons: 18
Coding region: 143-1873 (576 amino acids)
Source: RefSeq, a predicted model, not a curated record
ACCACGGCCACCGGCCAGUCAGUGCUUGGCCACAACUGUUGCAGCAGCAGCGGUGGCGGUGGCAGUGGUGCUGAUAUUGGGAAAGCAGUGUCAGGACAGCGGUGGCAGCAAGAGCUGCAGGACUGGCAGAGGGCAAGGCACCAUGGCCCUUGCUCUGCGCCUCUUCCUCCUGCUCCUCCUGGCAGUGGCCUUGACUGCCAGGGCUGCCCAGGCAGCUCCGUGGCGAGCAAAGGAAGCAGAUGAGCAUGCUAGGAAGCCUCCUCCAGCACCCUGGCUUCAUGAAGAUUUGCUGCCUCGGGAGCCUACUGCAGGUGUGUCUGCAGGGAAGACACUCCAAGGUCCUUUGCUGGUUGCUUUAGGCAAGCACAGCUCCAAUCAUAGGGGUCUGCCGAGAGGGAGGAGCAGAGUUACAGAUUUGUUCCUGAAGGCAACAAAUCAUCUGGAAGGAAAUCUGCGUAACCUGGAGAGACUCCGUGAGAUGGAAAGACAGACUGUGCUCAAGGAAGCAUUUCCCGGAGGAAGCAGUGGCACAUUGGUAGCCUCUGCUGAAGGAAGGGAGGUGAUACCCAACACAGUCACAGGAGAUGAGCAUGCUAGGAAGCCUCCUCCAGCACCCUGGCUUCAUGAAGAUUUGCUACCUCUGGAGCCUCCUGCAGGUAGGACUGCAGGGAAGACACUCCAAGGUCCUUUGCUGGUUGCUUCAGGCAAGCCCAGCUCCCAUCACAGGGGUCUACUAAGAGAGAGGAACAAACUUAAAGAUUUGUUCCUGAAGGCAUCCAAACACCUGGAAGAAAACCUGAGUAAUCUAGAGAGACGCCGUGAGAUGGAAGGACAGACUGUGCUCAAGGAAGCAUUUCCUGGAGGAAGCAGUGGCACAUUGGUAGCCUCUGCUGAAGGAAAGGAGGUGAUGCCCAACACAGUCACAGGAGAUGAGCAUGCUAGGAAGCCUCCUCCAGCACCCUGGCUUCAUGAAGAUUUGCUGCCUCUGGAGCCUCCUGCAGGUGUGUCUGCAGGGAAGAGACUUCAAGAUGCUUUGCUCAUUGCUUCAGGCAAGCCCAGCUCCCAUCACAGGGGUGUGCUGAGAAGGAGGAAUAAACUUACAGAUUUAUUCCUGAAGGCAUCCAAACACCUGGAAGAAAACCUGCGUUAUCUGGAGAGACUCCGUGAGAUGGAAAGACAGACUGUGCUCAAGGAAGCAUUUCCCGGAGGAAGCAGUGGCACAUUGGUAGCCUCUGCUGAAGGAAGGGAGGUGAUGCCCAACACAGUCACAGAAGAUGAGCAUGCUAGGAAGCCUCCUCCAGCACCCUGGCUUCAUGAAGAUUUGCUACCUCUGGAGCCUCCUGCAGGUGUGUCUGCAGGGAAGAGACUUCAAGAUGCUUUGCUCACUGCUUCAGGCAAGCCCAGCUCCCAUCACAGGGGUCUGCCAAAAAGAAGGUACAAAUCUACAGGACGUAUUAAGUCCCAGGAUGCAUCCAAACACCUGGAUCAAAUCCGGAGUUAUCUGGAACUACACCAUGAUGCAGUCGGUGUCUCAAGACAUGAUAAAAUUAUGUGGAAAAGGAUGAGAAGUGUUUUCUGCUGGGGAAGACAUUGUUUGCUGAAGUUAAUGGCCAUUGUGGCUGGUGGGGCACUGCUCCUGAUGAUGUGUUUUGCCGGAAUCUGGUAUUGCUACAAGAGGAAACAGUGCUCCUGUGCAGAUACAGAAGAGCAGCCCAAGGGCACAGGCAGCGACAACUUGCCUCGUGACAAUUCUCCAUGUCAGUCCCCAUGUGCCCUGGCGUGGCUGCACCCCCGUCUGCGGUGCACCCCAGCCCCUCCAAAACGAGCAGCCCUGCCCCCGAGCCCCUUGGCCCUGCUCCCCGGCCCAGGCUGAAGUUGGGCAACCCCUGGUUUAUGUUCAAAUAAAGAAGUUGCGUUUUCAGAGC